Rubroshorea leprosula is the source of this 1071-nucleotide messenger RNA. The record is from the annotation of a GenBank genome assembly. NCBI's taxonomy places the organism in Eukaryota, Viridiplantae, Streptophyta, Magnoliopsida, Malvales, Dipterocarpaceae.
GCUUUUGAAAUGUCUUUUAGGAGUAUAAUGCAUCAACUGAGGACUAUUGGGAGCCCUUCAUUGUGGAGUCUUAUUCAAACCAUGCAAAAAGUCAUACUGUCUUGAGGCAGCUGGUGAACCUUGAUGCCAAAGCCAAAACUGGCAAAGACCUAGGAAGGAGUUGAUGUGAGGGUGUUUGAGGGCUAUGUCAGCCUAAGAUUGAUGCUAGGUUUUCAGUUUUUUGGUUUUCAGCUGUGGAAACCUGGCAGAUUAGUUAGAAUCCAACAUCAGUCCUUCAGUUCAGACGGUCUUCUUCGUGACUAUGUCCAUUACAGAUCUGUGGAGCUGGGAAUGGAAGCCAGGCAGCCAUGAGAUGCUUCGGUGAGACACAUCCAAUUUAAGAAGCAUCAUAUACUGGGGAGCUGGAUCUAGUUUGCUCAUCAAGAAGUAUAGUUCAUGACAUUUAUAAUAACUAGAGAUCAAAGUUCGGGAUUAGAAUAUAAAAAGGAUCUUUGCAUACAUUGUUGAAUAGAGAAGCACUGGGGAGGAAGGACACCAGAUUAGAGAUAAGGAAGGAAUGUGCAACCUAUGGUAUCAUGGCAACCUGCUCUAGGAGAUUCCACUAAGAUCAAUCAUGAUGCAGCAAUAUGACAAGCGCAAGGCAUAUAGCCAGGUUUGGAGUUGUCCUUAGGAACCGUGACAGGAAAGUUAUAGGAGCUGUGCAAAGAACUUGUAGGUUUCAAGGAUCAAUUCUUGAAGCUGAGGUUAUGGCUAUUUGAUUUUGCGUUGGGGAUGGGCCGAGAAUUUGGACACAGCAAUGUCAUCAUUGAAUCAAAUUGUGUUCAAGCCAUACAAGUAGCUAUGUCAAACAAUGAUUGUUAUCUUCCCUUUGGAGCAACUGUGGAGGAACUUCGAGCUAAGAAAUUCCAUUCUGUUUCUCUAUGUUUCCAGCAUCUAAAGCGUAAUGUAACUUGCUAGCACAAAAGUUGGCUCAGCUACAAUCCCCUCUCCACCUUGGGAGGGUGUUUGCAAAUAAGGAAUGUAAAAUCAAGAUAUCUGAUACAAUCAUAUGAAAAAAAGGAGUAAUUUUCA